GAAAAUCCGCGCCAUUUUAGGCAUCGGAUUUCGGUCGAUACGCUUAUUUUUAUUCGGUCUCUCAUUCAAGCAGAUUUUCUCAAAAGAAUAAUAAUUUUUAAACACUUUUGUCAUCAAUAUAUUGAAAAAAGUGUCUGUAAAUUAUGCGCGCUCGAAAUUCGAGGUUAGAAAAAGUUUCGUGGGCUUAUGUGUCAGUACAAAAAUUCCCGAUUGUGGUUUUGUAAUUAACUAGCCGUGACAGUGCUAAAAGCUUCGAUUAAGAUUAGUUACGGCACUUGUUAUUCGAGAGAUAGGUCGGGCAUGAUAAGAGCAGAGGUCAAUGUCGUUUAUUUGAGGCGCGAUCUCACUGAUAAGUGACAGCUUUGACAAAAUGUCGCGUGGCACCAAAACGUCAGAGACAACAAACUCGCAUUCCAUUCGAUGUUCUGUGUUUUGAAAACGUUUCUUCAACGUUUUUUUUUUGCAAUGUCAGCUUUAAAAUUAAGCAUGCAGGACAAAAAAGAUCUGGAUAAGUUCACCAAAUUUCUGGCACUUAAAGCCGCACAAAUUAUCGUGCAAUCCAGAUCUGGAGAAAAAGUGAGCACGAAGUGUAAACCGAACUCGUCUGGAACAGAUUGGUUUAAUUUAGCAAUCCAAGAUUUGCCGGAGGUGCAAGCAGAAGCUAAGAGAGUUAUUUGCAAUGACAUUAUCAGUUCGACAAUACCUCUCUGUAUUGAAAUAUCCCUUCGAACCGUUGAAGGAGACACCAUGGUCCUGGAAACUUGGACUCUGGGUGUCAUGCCCGAACAAUGUGAUCCCACAGUUAGGGUGACUUACACAGUUUACAACAGAAUGGGAAUUUUACUUAAAUCCUUACUCUCCGUCUCGAGAGUAACACCAGCUUAUAAAUUGAGUCGAAGGCAGGGCCCUGACUCAUAUGUUAUUUGCUAUAGAAUUUAUAUGGGGGAACCUCAACUACAUACUUUAGGUGACAACUACAAACGCGUCCGUGUCGGCCAAUUAUGUACACCUGUUGGCACAAUUUAUUUAUCAGUUUCCUACAGAACGAAAAUGACAAUUUCGCCCACAUAUACCGGUCGAGAUUCAAUCAUGCUCAAGAGUGAUCAUUUUCACUCCGAUUUAAGUCCGAGACACGCUCGAUAUCAGCAAGGUGAUGAGAUUUCGAAAUCGCUGAGCGAUACAAUAAAAGUGGGCGCGUUCGUCGAAAAUAAACAGGUUAUUGUCAACGAGGAGGACUUGGUGAUUCCUGACGUUCCCUUCAGUUCAUUGCUGACGCCUAGGCAAAAUUCUUCACCGCCUCCUCCGACUCCAGCCGCAGAUUUGACAACAGGAACGACGACAGUUCCAGCAUCUGCGAAAGAAACAGAGAUUAGUAAUGGAAACGAGAGGGUGGCGAACGAUAAUACGAUUUUGAAGUGCAACUCGCAGAAUGGCUCGAGGAGAAGCAGUUGUUCGAUCACCAGUGCCAACGACGACUUCAUUAUGGUAGACCUGAAGACGCCAUUUGCGGGGACAAAUACAAAUAGCGACUUGGGAGUUUUCUACAGGGAAUGUCAAAGUGCACCUCAAUUGCAGACUUCUACUGAAGAACUAACUUUAGCAGAACAAGUCGGCGACCUCACAAAACAGCUAGAAACUUUCGAAACGAAUAUGCAACGUUACGAAGACCUUUUGUCAUCUUUAUAUCAAUCGGAAAACAACAAUUGAGAAUCGGUAGCAAGCAAUUAUUGCUAUAAAGUUGCAAUCGGUACUACCUCGUAGUAUUUCGAAUGGAAUGGCAAUUUGCCAUUUUUUUUGUUUUUUGAGUCUCUGCUCCGCUUUAUAUUGAGCUUUUUACAACAGGAGAUUCAAUAUUCAAACUGUGGUAACGCUGGUAUACUUUUUUUUUAACUAACCAAAAUUCCAUGCAGAAUUUUUUAAAUUAUUAUUAAACUUAUAGGAUACAUAUUGUAUAUAGCUAUGAACAUUUACCGUAACAACUUUUUUUUUCAAGUUGAAUUUUGUACCAGAGUUACCCCGAUUUUUGAAGUGAAACUGAAUCCUAGGUUAGGAUGAUGCGAUAUUAAUUAUUGCUGGUUUGAUAACUAAUUUAUAUCUUUAACACUGCAGGGAUGGACAAAUUACGGAAUGAGUGACCAAAAAAAAAUUGUUACAAAACCUCGAUUAUUAGAGAAAAAGAAUCCUAAAUCAAAUGCCCAGUUUUAAAAUACGAGAAAAGUUUACAACACAUUGUUAAGUUUCGUACGCGAUAAUUAAUUUUGCGGGCGAAUAUUGAUUUUUUUAUAGAGUUUAGCUCAAAUUGGAGUGUGAAGAAAUUUUCUGAUAUUAUAAUUCGUUCGAAAUUGAGAGAUUUUGAAUAUUGGAGAUAUAUAAAAAAGAAUUUACACUUUUUUCUAUAUUUUUGUAAAUUAGAAAACGUUUUUGUUUACGUACUUAUUCUAUAUUUUUAGAAGGAAUUUUGAAUUAUAUAUAUUUUUUGAGGAUAAAGUGCGUUUGGAAUUAAUUGCUGUUAUUAUAUAGGUGAAUAGACUUUAACCUUUUUAUGGAGUGAAUGUAAUUAUGUUGUAGAGACAAUUUGCCCAUCUCUGAUUUUCCUUGUAAAAUCGGACUUACUUGACUAUUUGUGAUUUCUUUAUAAGUCUGCUAAUGGUUUAUUAAAUUAUUGCUUGUACAUAUUGUACGCCGUGCCUAUACGUUAUUGUAAUAUUGAUAGAUUAAUAUUAAAGGAAAUAUU
Belonocnema kinseyi is the source of this 2734-nucleotide messenger RNA. RefSeq names its product autophagy-related protein 13 homolog (gene Atg13). NCBI's taxonomy places the organism in Eukaryota, Metazoa, Arthropoda, Insecta, Hymenoptera, Cynipidae. The coding region runs from base 421 to 1707 and encodes 428 amino acids. The transcript is spliced from 5 exons. The record is from RefSeq and is a predicted model, not a curated record. Gene Ontology annotation, biological process: protein localization to phagophore assembly site; autophagosome assembly; mitophagy. Gene Ontology annotation, cellular component: cytosol; extrinsic component of membrane; Atg1/ULK1 kinase complex.